AGAGGGGGCGGUCAUUCGCUCCGGGAUCCGCGAUCGUCUCGCCGCGAUGAGCCUCCUGGGCGCAGAGCUGGUGCUGCCGCUGCUGCUGCUUCUGCUGCUGCCCCUCGCCCUCGCGUGGCCGGGCCCGGGGUCGCCCGUGGGUCCCGCCAAGACCCUUCUGCUCAUCCAGCCCGAAUCGGCGGAACCGCUGCCUGCCAAGGGCGCGCAAGGAUGUUACUUCGGUGGCCGGUCCUACACCUUGGAGGAUUCCUGGCAUCCUGAUUUAGGGGAACCCUUUGGCAUUAUGCACUGUGUGGUGUGCACCUGCGAGCCGCAGAGAAAUCGGAGAGGGAAACCUGCAGGCAAAGUCAGCUGUAAGAACAUUAAGCAUAGCUGCCCCAAGCUUCCUUGUGCUGACCCUAUUGCGCUUCCAGGACAAUGUUGCAAAUCCUGCCCCAAAGCCCCUGCCAACACCCUGGAGAAAAAAUCUGGGCAGCAGCUGUUUGACAAGAUUGAGUACUUUCAGGAGAGAGAAAAUGGCUUACACAGGAACUACAACGACCGUGCCUACUUCAGCUCUGAGGACUUGAUCCGAGACAACAGCCAGAUAGAUUUUGUGGCGCUGCUGAUCGGGGGCUCAGAUCCGAGGGGGGCUGCAACCAGCGCGGUGGCCAAAGCCAAAUUCACUUUCACACACUUGCAUCUGAUCUUCUCCAUUAAUUAUGAAAGGCUGAGCCAGCCAAUCCGUGUCCGUUUCUCGGAGCCAGAUGGGACUGUCCUUUUUGAACAUCCUGUACAACAGGGCACCGUCUUCCAAGAUGGUAUGAUCUGUGGCAUGUGGCGGAAUUUGCAAAAGGCCUCGAUCCGAAUGUUGAAGGUGGAUCAAAUGCGCAUCACCCUGAUCACCCAGACUCAUCCUGCAGGGCAGGUUCAAGGCCAGAUUGUCAAGCAUCGGGCUCUCUUUGCAGAGACUUUCAGCGCCAUCUUGACGUCCGUGGACCCGACUCACCUUAACAUGGGAGGCAUCGCUAUGCUCACCCUGAGCGACACAGAGAACAAUCUGCAUUUUGUCCUGGUUACUAAGGGCUUUCUGGAGUCGGCAGAAAAAAAAUCGGAUCGGAUCCCUCUAAGAGUGCAAAUCUUACACCAGGACAGCGUUCUGAGGCGGGUUCUGGCUAAUGUCACCUUACAGGACCCCGAUUUUGCAGAGGUGCUGGUCGAAUUGGGGAGUCAGGAGAUGCACUGGCUGGCACAGGGGCAGCUGAGAAUGACCGCAGAGGUGGAAGGUGGAGUCCGUCGCAAGUUAGCUGGGUACAUCACGGUCCGGAGAAGCUGUGACACCAUACAGAGUGUGCUUUGUGGAGCAAAUGCGUUGAUACCCACCCACACAGGGGCAGUGGGCUCUGCCAAGGUUGUGCUACAUGAAAAUGGGACAUGGGAGUAUCAGAUCCAGGUAGACGGAACAGGAAGCGAGGUGAUUGGUGUCACCUUGGAGACCAAACCCCGCCGAAGAAACAAACGCAGCAUUUUGUAUGACAUGACCCACAGCUACAAGGAUGGCAUGGCCAGUGGCUCCUGGACCCAAGCCAGCGGGCGCGAUGCCCACAUGCUGCUGCAGAAUGAGCUGUUCUUCAAUGUCGCCACCAAGGAUUUUGAGGAUGGAGAAUUGCGUGGGCAGAUAAACUCCAUGCUCUACAGCGGACUCUGGGCCCGUUAUCAAGAACUUCCUAUCCCUCUGGCUGGGCAAUUUGUGUCCCCUCCGGUGCACACAGGCUCUGCUGGCCACGCCUGGGUGUCCUUGGACGAUCACUGCCAUCUGCACUAUGAAAUUGUGGUGGCUGGCCUGGGCAGGGUAGACGAUGGCACCGUGACUGCGCACUUGCACGGUUUUGCUGAACUGGGAGAGAUUCACGAGACCAGCCGCCCAGAACACAGGAGACUGUUGAGGAGUUUCUAUGGCACGGAGGCCCAAGGAGUGGUGAAGGACCUGGAUGCGGAAUUCCUUCGCCACCUAGCUCAAGGCACAGCCUUCCUGCAAGUCAGCACCAAAGCAAACCCCCAGGGAGAGAUUCGGGGCAAGGUUCACCUUCCCAACCAAUGCAAGGCAGGGGGCCUCCGGCUGGCUUCUGAAGACCUAGAGAAAGACCUUGUUGGGGAACCAAGGCCCAAGGACCCCAAAGAGUUGAAGAAAGACGCCUGCUUUUUUGAAGGUCAACAUCGGCCUCAUGGCUCCCGCUGGGCCCCCGAUUACGACAAGAAGUGUUCCGUAUGCACCUGUCAGAAGCGCACAGUGAUCUGCGAUCCGGUCUUGUGCCAGCCUCUUAACUGCUCUGAGCCAGUCCAUCAAAGUAACCAGUGCUGCCCUGUGUGCCAAGAGCUAGCAAACGAAGAACAGAGAAGAGCAGAGAAAAUCCGAGCCAGCAGCGAAGGGUGCUAUUUUGAUGGUGACAAGACGUGGAGACGAGCGGGCACACAUUGGCAUCCUGUAGUUCCCCCGUUUGGGCUCAUCAAAUGCGCGAUUUGUACCUGCAAGGGGGCCACGGGAGAAGUUCACUGCGAGAAGGUGCAGUGUCCCCAGUUGGCCUGCAGUAACCCCAUCCGGGUCAACCCAUCGGACUGCUGCAAGCAAUGUCCAGCCUCGGAGAAGACCUCAUCCCUGCUUUCCGACAUGAUGCAGGCUGACGGUCCCCGAGCUUGCAAGUUUGGGCGGCAAUGGUACAUGCACAACGAGAGUUGGCACCCUAUAGUGCCCCCUUUUGGAGAGAUGAAGUGCAUCACCUGCUGGUGCCUGUCCGGACAAACGCAUUGCCAACGUCAAGAAUGCUCUCCGACUUCUUGCUCCAAGGAAGAAAAAAAGGGGGACUCCUGUUGCACCCAGUGCCAAGCAUCAGAGACCCUUCAGGAAGAAGCUCAAGGGACCUUUGGAGGGGUGACCAAGCGCUCCUGGGGACAUUAACCAGCCAGCUGAAGCCCAGGAGCGUGAGAGCUCCAAAGAUAUUCUAGAGUCGCCUGGAGUGGGAUCUUUCGGGGACCUCCUUAAAGCCACUCGAGGUUUGAUGGUGCUCUCCAAGCCACAGGAGGACCUUCAGAUCUUCUUGCAGAAGAAACAUCUCUCCAUUCUCCUGAGCAGAUCUGCCUCUCCUCCACCUGCGGGCAGCCACGGGACUGACUGAGAUCUUUUGCACCUGCUUCCGUGAGAAGAAAUGGCAUUUGUGGGUUCCUUGAGGAACUGGGAGUUGACCUCAAUUGCCUGGGGAAGCGUCCGAAACCCACUGGAGUUUCACUCUGAGCAGUCAAGCCCAUUCUGGGAUGGACCUGUGAGUCUGUCCAACUCAUGGAGGCCCCCUUCCAUAUCCCUAGGAACGCAGCAUUUUGAUGCCUUCAUCUUAAUUUCACACAUUUUGGAUACGGGACCCCUUCAAAAAAAACCAUGUUACUUGAAUGUCUGCAGAAGUUCUCAGUCAUCCAGGUCAUGGUUGACUCAAAGGUGCUUUUUGGGACAUAUUGCUUAUA
Crotalus tigris (Tiger rattlesnake) is the source of this 3492-nucleotide messenger RNA. RefSeq names its product chordin (gene CHRD). The coding region runs from base 47 to 2935 and encodes 962 amino acids. The record is from RefSeq and is a predicted model, not a curated record. Gene Ontology annotation, molecular function: protein binding. The transcript has 23 exons. Gene Ontology annotation, biological process: multicellular organism development. NCBI's taxonomy places the organism in Eukaryota, Metazoa, Chordata, Lepidosauria, Squamata, Viperidae.